GAUCUUGUUCACUUCCUGUAAAUAGUGCGCUGCACUGUAGUCGCAUUUAGAAAAACUUUUAAAAAAUCCAACAAUUAAAUGUCACAGGUGUCUUGAUAUCGGGUUUUUUAUGCUGCAUGAGCGACUAUGUGAAAAUUUACAUUUAUAUUUGUUAAUGUUUUAAGCGAAACACGACUGAUAAACAAAAAAAUGUACGCCUGAUUUGUGUAUAUAUCCUUCCGCUAGUUUUUCGUGUUUUUUUCAGUGUUUAGGUCUAUGUCUUUCACAGGCAGGCAUCUCCGGGAGCUGAUAAUAUUAUUACAAUCAUUUGUCGUGCUAAUCUAGUAUAUGGAUAAUCUAGAUCUCUUUCAGUGAGAAUAAGAAUUUGAUUUUAAGGAGACGACAGGAGAAAAGAAGCUAGCUGCCCACAGUCCAGGUUGGAUUAAUCAGCCCUAUCAGCAACGGGGCUAACAGGCUAACAUCAGCGAGCUUUACUCUCAGUUUGACUUUUAAAGCAUUUUGUCCUCUAUAGCUUUGCCGUUGGAGAUAUUUUCUAAACCGUUUGAAUAGUCUGCUUAAAGACUCGUUUAUGGGAUAAUCAUGUCAAUGAAGCAGACAGGCGGUAAUCGCAAACCGGGCAGCAGUAGCGGGGCCGCAGCGGCCUCAGGAGCAGGGGGAUGCGCAGGAGCUGCUGUAGGACGACACGGUUUACCCAGGGGACGCAACAACGCCAAAGCACAUUCCACACCAGUGGCCUUCAGUGGCGUUUAUGCAAACAUGAGGAUGGUUCACGUCUUAACUUCAGUGGUGGGAGCUAAGUGUGAACUUAACGUGAAAAAUGGCACAGUCUACGAGGGUGUCUUCAAAACGUAUGGCCCAGAGUGCGAGCUGGUCCUGGAUGCAGCCCACAGGAACAGUGCAGAGCUGAACGCAAGCCCUCGUCGCGAGGACAUAGUCGAGAGCAUCAUCUUCAAGGCCUCAGAUGUUGUGAUUGUGCAUUUUAAAGACGUGGACCUGAGCUAUGCCAAAAAAGUCUCAUCAGAGCAAGAUAACCUUGCAGACCACUCAGUAAGCACUCGUUUAAAUGGAGAACAUAAAGAGAAGGAUUUAGAGCCUUGGGAUGGAGGAGAUCAGCAUGUCUCCGGUAGCUUGGAGUCUCUUGAAACUGACUUGUCAAAUGGUUGGGACCCUGAUGACAUGUUCAAAUACAAUGAGGAAACUUAUGGAGUGAAGUCUACUUAUGAUAGCAGUCUGUCCUCAUACACAGUGCCACUGGAGCGAGACAAUUCAGAGGAGUUCCUCAAACGGGAAGCUCGCGCAGCUCUGCUUGCUGAGGAGAUUGAGGCCAGCGCUACCUAUAAGGCCCGUGUGGCACUGGAGAAUGAUGAUAGAUCAGAAGAGGAAAAAUACUCGGCUGUAGUGCGGGACACGCACGCACUCAGCAGGGAAAAUAAAUACAUUCCGCCGGGUCAGAGGAACAGAGAAGCAGGACUGUCAUGGGGAGCAGGACGACAGAACUCGCCCAGACUGGUGCAGUGCAACCCUGGACCUCCUACGCCCAGAGCUUCACCUCACGAAUACAACAGUGUUGUCAAUGGAGGUGCCCAACAUUGGCUCUCUCGCUGUCCAUCUCCCUCCUCUCGCCCUUCCUCUCGCUACCAGUCAGGCCCCAACGCCACCCUUCCCACUCGGCCACCCUCCAGACCCCCAUCCAGGCCCUCGCGGCCCCCCUCUCACCCCUCUGCCUAUGGCUCUUCAGCACCCCUCUCCACUCUGCCCAAACACCUCUCCUUGGAAGGCCCACCAAGGAUGUCUCCGAAAUCCCAGAGAACCCCUAGAGCACACAGAAUGCCAUCCUGCCGGGGUGCUGGCCCUCCUGGGGUGGAGUUCAUGUCGCAGGGUGGUUCUGGGGAGGCCUCAACCACUCCUCCUGCUCGUAGCAGCCCAUCGGGUGGCACUUGGUCUUCAGUGGUCAGUGGAGGACACAGACCUCGUUCUCCUCGGCAAAAUGUUGUGGGCGGAGUGCCCCCUUGCCCUUCCUCCUCCUCGUCUUCUCCACUCGAGUCAGUAGGCAUGCUCACUUCUGCAACUUCACCAAUUUCAGCAAGUCCUGCACCUAACAUGGCUGCAAUACCAGUAACUGAAGCAAAAGAAAUUAGGCACAAUUCUCCUUCGGCCAACAAGGAGAACGUGAAGCCUGUGGAAUCUUCCCCAAGCAGUAGGCCAGUUGUUAAAGGAUUUCCAAGCAUGCCACCUGAUCAUAGAAAGCAAAUAGACAAUUUAAAAAAAUUUAGUGUGGAUUUUAGGUUGCAGUCCAGCACAAAUCAAGAUCUUGGGGUUGACCCCAUGAUGUCCAAGUCUCUACGGGACUCUGGAGAGAAACCGAAGGAGUCACCAGGUGAUAAAAGUAUAACUGAGCUGACAGGACCCAAGGUUUGCUCAGAGUCUUCUGGCAGUGAUGAGGUGUCAGCAGUGGUGGGUGUUGGGAGUAAACCUGGUACUCCUCCCUCUCCCUCAUCCUCUACUCUCAGCACAGAGCAAAAACGUGUACCUGAUGUGACGUCUCAGGGUGUCCAGACUUCUUCACCUGCUGCUGUGAAGUCAGAUGAUAAAGAGGAGAAGAAAGACCCUGUACAAGAGAGUGUUAGAAAAUCAACUCUCAAUCCUAAUGCCAAGGAGUUUAACCCCAGACCUUUCUGCACUCCACCCAAACCAGCCACUACUCCGACUCUGACACGACCCCAGGGUCAACCAAGCCCUUCCAUCGUGGUGCAGCAGCCUCCUGCCGUUUAUAGCCAGCAGAUGUGCUUCCCGCAGAUGUACCCACUGACCCCAGUUAGCCCCGGAGUGCAGCUGUCUACUAGUUUCAUGUACUCUGAUUGGAAAAUGAUGAUUUCUGGAGUUUAUAUGUCUGAGGAUGAAGAACAUCUUAAAAGCAUUAUCUGGAAGACUCCUACUGUGUACCAUCUUCCAGUUCCUCACAUGACUGUAAGCCAGUCCAAGCCGUUCAGACAAGGUAAAGUACCCAGUAUGCCACAGCAAAGACCUGAGCAGCAUCACCCAGCAGGCACAUCACCCAUGAUGCACCCUGCCACAGCUGCAGGUCCCCCAAUUGUAGCCCAGAGCCCAGUGUACUCCACUCAGUACUUCACCUGCAACCCUCCACAGUUCAGCAGCCAGCCGCUUAUGCAGCAGAUGCCCCACUACCAGUCCCAGGCCCAGCAUGUCUUCAGUUCUGUUAUGCAGGGAGGUCCCAGGAUGAUCACCCCCAGCCAUGGCCAGCCCAAUCUGGUCUCCUCCUCCACUACCCAGUAUGGUGAGCAGACCCACCAAAUGUAUGCCCCCAUUCACCAGCAAUACCCCCAUCCUGGUGCCACCCUUCACCCACAUCCCCCUCAACCCCCACAGCCCUCUGCCACACCCACAGCUCAGGCCCAGCAAAGUGGGCAGCAUGCCGGCACAAACCACGCUGCUUCCAGCCCCGUCCAGCACCCACAGCACCAGGCGUCUCUCCACCUGGCCAGUGCAGCUCCCCCACAGCAACAGAUGUACUCUGCCUUGACUCCAACCCCACCCUCCAUGACUCCUGGUCCAGCUCCUCAAUCCCCACAGGCCGUGUACAUCCACCCUCAGCAGGUUCAGCACUCGUACAAUACCAACCACAUGGCUCACAUGCAGCAGGCACACAUGCAGUCAGGAUUGGUGCCUCCACAUCAUGGUACUCCAUCACACCCUGUCAUGCUGAUGGCCACACAAGCACCUGCAGGCCCCCAGAGCACACUCAACCCAAUUCCUGUGUCCUCAACCACACAUUUCUCCUACAUGGCACAUCCUUCAGUUCAACCUCACCAUCAGCAGCAACUAUAAAGGAUGAAGAUAUUUUGAACUGACUUCAAUGACGUGCUCUUCUCAAUCCCUGUGAGCUACUGGCAGACUGAUCCUUCACCUGCUCCUUCUCUACAUGCCCAGUGAAAUGGCAACUAAACUGUCUGUCAUGCUGCACUGCACUUCUGCUAAUCUGAAAUUAAUGCUAAUGAGCAAAGUUGCGGUGAACAGAUGUUUUUUAACACAAGUUUUAACAUGAAAGGGACUGUUUUAGAUGCCAUGAAUGAGAAACUGAAUGUCAAGAAACUGGAUCUUGCAUUUUGUUUGCACCUUCUAAGUAACAAAUUCUUCCAGUGAAUUGACAGUAUUAACAUUACUGUUAAAUGCUGCUGCUAUUGCCAUGUUCAGGAACUUGGGGUAAAUAAAUACGUACAAAGCAAAAAUGACUAAUCAAAUUAAACAAAACAAAAACAUCCAGUGAUUUUAAAAUGUUUGGCGAAAAUGAUUAUUUAUUAAUCAAACUGAACUGGCCCCAGUUACAUCUGACUGUCAUAAAAACUGCUAAGUUAAGGGGGAAAAUUUACUUUGUAGAUAAUAUAAAUGAAUUUAAAAAAAAGAAUAAAAACAUUAAAAAAGUUGUAAAAACUG
Molecule: messenger RNA, 4452 nt
Organism: Tachysurus fulvidraco (yellow catfish)
Lineage: Eukaryota; Metazoa; Chordata; Actinopteri; Siluriformes; Bagridae
Gene: atxn2
Product: ataxin 2
Exons: 26
Coding region: 580-3846 (1088 amino acids)
Biological process (GO): cytoplasmic stress granule assembly
Cellular component (GO): cytoplasmic stress granule
Molecular function (GO): RNA binding
Source: RefSeq, a predicted model, not a curated record